Molecule: messenger RNA, 2020 nt
Organism: Neofelis nebulosa (Clouded leopard)
Lineage: Eukaryota; Metazoa; Chordata; Mammalia; Carnivora; Felidae
Gene: ATP6V1C2
Product: ATPase H+ transporting V1 subunit C2
Exons: 14
Coding region: 125-1471 (448 amino acids)
Biological process (GO): proton transmembrane transport
Cellular component (GO): lysosomal membrane; vacuolar proton-transporting V-type ATPase, V1 domain
Molecular function (GO): proton-transporting ATPase activity, rotational mechanism
Source: RefSeq, a predicted model, not a curated record
GCGGGGCGCUGCGCAGAAGCCGCUGCCUCCCGGGAGCCGGCCGUGCGCUCCGGCCCCGUGCCCGCCCGCAGCACGCCCGCGCGGCCGCCGGCUCCCGUAACUGGAUAAAAGAAGUCCGGAAGCCAUGUCGGAGUUUUGGUUAAUUUCUGCCCCCGGCGAUAAGGAAAACUUACAAGCCCUGGAGAGGAUGAACACAGUAACCUCCAAGUCCAACCUGUCUUACAACACCAAAUUCUCGAUUCCGGACUUCAAGGUGGGGACCUUGGAUUCCCUUGUUGGCCUCUCUGAUGAGCUGGGGAAACUCGAUACCUUUGCUGAAAGCCUCAUAAAGAGGAUGGCCCAGAGCGUGGUAGAAGUUAUGGAAGACUCCAAGGGGAAGGUUCCGGAGAACCUCCUGGCCAACGGAGGUUUGAAGGAAAAACUGAAAUGUUUAAAGAUCGACUUAACAUCCUUCGUGACCCACUUUGAGUGGGACAUGGCCAAAUAUCCUGCGAAGCAGCCGCUGGUGUGCGUAGUGGAUACUCUAGCAAAGCAGCUGGCACAAAUCGAGACCGACCUGAAGUCCCGAACGGCCGCCUACAACACCCUGAAGACAAACCUGGAGAACCUGGAGAAGAAAUCCAUGGGAAACCUCUUCACUCGGACGCUGAGCGAUAUUGUGAGCAAGGAAGACUUCGUGUUGGAUUCCGAGUAUCUUGUCACACUUCUGGUCAUCGUGCCCAAACCAAGCUACGCGCAAUGGCAAAAAACCUACGAAUCCCUCUCGGACAUGGUGGUCCCUCGGUCGACUAAACUGAUCGCCGAGGACAACGAGGGCGGCCUCUUCACGGUGACCCUGUUUCGAAAAGUGAUCGACGAUUUCAAAACCAAAGCCAAAGAGAACAAGUUCACUGUCCGUGAAUUUUACUAUGAUGAGAAAGAGAUAAAGAGGGAAAGGGAAGAGCUGAGCCGUUUGCUGUCUGAUAAGAAGCAACAGUAUCAAACUUCCUGUGUUGCUCUUAAAAAGGGAUCAUCCACCUUCCCGGACCACAAGGUUCAGGUAACCCCGCUAGGGAACCCCGAUAGGCCCGGUGCGGGGCAGACGGACAGAGAGAGAGAGAGUGAGGGCGAGGGAGAGGGCCCGCUGCUGCGCUGGCUCAAGGUGAACUUCAGCGAAGCCUUCGUUGCCUGGAUCCACAUCAAGGCCCUGAGGGUGUUUGUGGAGUCCGUGCUCAGACCCCAAACCUCAGGGCGGGCUCAGAUCCCUCUGCUCCCUCACCCUCGCCUCCUACGCCCACUCCUGCACCCCACGACGCUUCCGGUGGGCCACCUGGCCUGCCCCUGCUUUCUCUCUUCCCUCCGUCCCCGGCCUCACCUGGCCGGGCCAGCUCUUGCCACGGGCUCUCACUUGGUCCUGUGCCUCCGGUUCAUCCUCCACGCGGCUGCCGGUGUGGUUUUGUCCAAGCACGAUAUGGCGGCUGCCAGGAUCUGACCGUGGCUCCUCUCGUGGUCAUCCACCCCCACCCAUCUCAGAGGCCCGGAGUGGCGUGGAUUGUGGCAUUGGGCUGCGGGGCGCAGACGAGCAAACCUGGAGUGUGUCAGCCACCUGUGGUGUAGACGGGGCCCGAGACUGACCCUGCUGGGCUCGAAAAUCAGUGGUUCUCAGGCUCACUACAGUGCGGAUGCCCGUUUGCUCGAGAGAGGUAGAGAUGGACGUCCUUAAGUUGGAUGAAACAGGAUUUCUCCUAAAAGUAUAUGUAAAAGUAAUUCUUUACAAGACUCUCAAUGUAGGAUUUUUUUUUUUUUUUACUGUGUCUGUAUUUUUCCGGAAUACGGUUGUAUAUGUGAGCGCUGUUUGAAAAAUUCAAGUUCAGAAAUACAUACUGUGGAAACAGUUCCCAGUCCCCACUGCCCAUAGAUAAUCACGGUUAAUGGUUUCGAGACUCUUCUUUCUCCCCCAAAUGGGAUCGUUCAGCGUCCUGCGGCUUGCUGUCUUCUUCUGCUCUGAAUCAGUCUCUUCAGCACGGGUGAAGCUACCUGA